UCCUCUCUGGUGUCAGUGGGAGGAUCCUGCUGCUCUGCCCCUGUUUCCACCAGCCUCUCUGUGAAAUUAGCGAAUACUGCAGCAAGGAGUGAGUGAGUGAGUGUGUGCACUGUGCAUGUGUGUGUGGCACAACCAAGAAGAAAGAGCGAGCUGGGGCUGAUAUUAAUAUAAAAACACCUCAUCUGGCUGCUGACAGAGAUGGCAGCCAUUCGGAAGAAGCUGGUGAUCGUCGGGGACGGAGCUUGUGGAAAGACAUGUCUCCUGAUUGUUUUCAGUAAAGAUCAGUUUCCUGAAGUCUACGUCCCCACAGUGUUUGAGAACUACAUCGCUGAUAUCGAGGUCGAUGGAAAGCAGGUGGAGUUGGCGCUGUGGGACACUGCAGGCCAAGAGGACUACGACAGGUUGAGGCCUCUCUCAUACCCCGACACAGAUGUCAUCCUCAUGUGCUUCUCCAUCGACAGCCCUGACAGUUUGGAAAAUAUCCCUGAGAAGUGGACGCCUGAGGUGAAGCACUUCUGUCCCAACGUCCCCAUUAUCCUGGUGGGGAACAAGAAGGACUUGAGGAACGAUGAGCACACGAGGAGAGAGCUGGCAAAGAUGAAGCAGGAGCCGGUGAAGACGGAGGAAGGCAGAGAGAUGGCCGGCAGGAUCAGUGCUUUUGGUUACCUGGAGUGCUCCGCCAAGACCAAGGACGGUGUGCGGGAAGUGUUCGAGAUGGCCACUAGGGCGGCGCUGCAAGUCCGCAAGCGCAAGAAGAGGAGUGGCUGCGCGCUGCUGUGAGCAGUUCAGACGUAUUGAGAAACAACCAACCAAUAGAAGAAGAGCAAAACAUAUGAAAAGAACUGACCUUUUACCAAAUGGCAUCUUUGUACUGUAUUUCGCAAUUAACGAUAAGAUGCAGGCAGAUGAAUCGAUUGAAAACACCCCUUAUACAGGAAACAGACUUUGUCUAUAUUACAACCAUCGUUAGAAAAUUGAUGUUUAAAGUUCUUUGCUGAAUUUUUUUUUCUCAGAAAUCUCUUAAUACACAUAGAAUGUUUUCCUACUUGUUUCUUUUCUUUGCAUUUGUAAUGUAACGCGACAGUGAUAGAUGCACAUAUUUGUAUGCAAUAUUGUUCUUCAUGAACCUUUUCAGCUUGUGAAACACGUCUUCAUGAAUAACGUCUUGUCCUGUUCGUAGCAGCUCAGUUUCUCAUGGUAGCAGCCAGGAUAGAGAAUGAACGUUGAUAUCUUUUGCCCACAAGAGCUAGUGCCUUUUUUUUUUAAGUUCGUACACCACCAUCGACUUCUCGUGUUUGUCCGCUAGCUAACAUUUCAGCUAAAGGCCCCUCCAUUGUACAGUAGCUCAUUUUCAAAGCCACAACUAAGUCUUCAGCUCCGUUGACGAAUCGUCAAGCACAAUAACAUGGUUGCUUGAAUCCGUUUUGUUUUGUCUCCUCAAGGUGUUUCCAGUCAGCUCACUUCAAAGAUAAGACAGCAGCUGUCUCAGUAACGUGAUAAUGGUUCACAAAAGAUUGUUCACGUGCGUUCUGAGAUGGAGGGAUGAGAACAGGCUAAUGGAGACACGAGCCAAUAUGACUCAACUAUGCACAACAGCUGUUUCGGAGCAACAGGGGAGAUGACACAGCUGAAACAGGAAUCACAUGAAGGCCACGGUCUAAUGAAACCUCCCUUCUUUGUUCAUUGAGAGUGACUGCACUACAAUGUACACAAGCCUGUCACACCCGCUGUGUGUGUGUGUUUAUGUUGAACGGGUUAGCCCAGUCAUGGAAGUGUUAUGCGUGUGGAUGUUCCCAGUCAGGCGACAUUCUUUCCAUGUCUCGGAGGAGUUUGGUUUCGUUUUGAGAGGUUUCUUUUUUCCCCUCAUGGUGCCUUCUCUGCUCUGGUGUGCCUUUUGGUUGUCCUCUCCCAGACCAGGUAGACCAGCUGCAAGGUCAAGAGUGACCUCUGUGACCUGUUUCACGAAGCUCUAAGACCUUUGAACGACUCGGGUAAAAGCAGAGGGUGUCGUCAGCUUGCUGAAAUCUAAGCUCUUAUGGCAUAAAUAUUAAGAUUUUACCUAUAAAUGCAGUCUUAUCUAUAAGAUCGUUUCACCAACAUCCCCAGAAACCUUCUGUCUGCAUCCGCUGACAUUUUUGAUGCUUCGGAGAUGGUUAUUGUUGCCAACAAGUUUGUUUUCACAAAUCAACUGUGUAUUACUCAACUAUUAUUUGACGUGAAGGCUCUGUACUCCGCCUCUGUUGCUCAUUCAUUCUUUACGUGUCCCUUGGUUGCAUGUCGCUGUCGUGAGAAAGUGGAGAAAUGUGUGUGUGGGGCCAAAACAAUCUUUGAUGUUGCAUGAAACGUCCUUAUCACGCCAGGACGGGCACCAAACACACCAGCUGGCAAAGUCUGUAUCUGUUAUGAUGUAAAAUACAACUUCAUACCCUCUACUGGCCACAAGCACAUAAGGUAUAACUGAUUUUUCCAUGGCCCAGCCGAGGUGUAUUGUUAUUUUUUAUUUUUUAGAUGAAGAAGAGAGGGGGCAUUGGUUACAGUCGCACACAAGCACCAUAUGAUGUUGUUACCUCAAACCUUUAAAGGGUGGGGGCUUUAUUUUAACUCAUUGCGACAACAAACAGCACACUGAGACAAGAUUCAACAGAUUCAGACGAUUUCGAUUAAAGAGUUUUAUCAAUGAAGCUUCGAGUUAUGUGUGUUCUAGUUGUGGCAUGAUGUUCUCGGAUGUCAACAAGAUUAAUACGUGAUGAGAGCAUUCCCUUAGAGGAGCAGAAGGUUGAACAUGGUGUCGAACAUAUCACAAAGAGCAUGUACUAUACUGCUGUGUGUAUCUGUGUGCAGAUUAUGUUACGCCACUAUUUCAAAAGUUGGUCUUACAAUGUUGUUGCAUGCAUGAGAAAAAGAUGGGUCUUUAAAGUACACACACACACACACUCAUACUAAAGCAGCAUCGUCUUUGGGAACAGCUUCUGCUCAGUGUUGUAACUUUUCUUUCUUUCUCUGGAAGUAUUUGAAACGAUAAAGGAUCCAGAUUUUUAGCUCAGUGUGAAAAUGCUUUGUAAACAGGAAAGUGUUGUAGUGAUUGUUUGAUCUGAAGUGAACAUGAACAUUGUUAAUAAACUAUUUUUGAGACAA
Molecule: messenger RNA, 3135 nt
Organism: Paralichthys olivaceus (Japanese flounder)
Lineage: Eukaryota; Metazoa; Chordata; Actinopteri; Pleuronectiformes; Paralichthyidae
Product: rho-related GTP-binding protein RhoA-D-like
Biological process (GO): stress fiber assembly; Rho protein signal transduction
Cellular component (GO): dendritic spine; cleavage furrow; cytosol
Molecular function (GO): GTPase activity; GTP binding; protein kinase binding
Source: RefSeq, a predicted model, not a curated record